Molecule: messenger RNA, 3194 nt
Organism: Carica papaya (papaya)
Lineage: Eukaryota; Viridiplantae; Streptophyta; Magnoliopsida; Brassicales; Caricaceae
Source: RefSeq, a predicted model, not a curated record
AUGUAAAUAUGUAUAUUUAUCUCAAAAUUCAGAUUCACUGUCGGUAGGAAGUCAUAUAUGAAAUUCAGAUAGUUUGCAGCAAAACACAGAAAAGGAAAGAAAUUAAUCUUUAAAGCCGGCGGAAACGGACACAGAGGGUCUUCUUCUGAGCUCAAAGCUGGUAAAUGCUCAAAUGGAUCAUGUUUUGGCGCCUCAACUCCCCUGCAAAAAUCUCUUCACCAAGCCUUCUCUCCCUCAACCCAUUUCCUCUUCUCUUCUAAAUGUAUCCCAACUUCUAACGAGUACCCACAACUCAUCUCCCAGUUGAGCUUAAACCAAGACUGUCUUUUGGCGCCAACCGAAAUACCAUACUUCAAGCUUCUGUCCCACUGCAUUGCUUCAAAAUCUCCAAGUUCAGGCAAAGAAAUUCACUCCCAUAUUAUAAAAUUUGGAUUAUCAAAUCAUUCAAAGUUCCGAAACCAUUUGAUCAAUUUGUAUGCUAAGUGUCGAAUUUUCGGGUAUGCCCGGAAACUGGUUGAUGAAAGUCCUGAACCGGAUUUGGUUUCUUGGUCUGCGUUGAUAUCUGGGUAUGCCCAGAAUGGACUUGGUCAAGAAGCAAUUUUGGCUUUUCAUGAGAUGCAUGUAUUGGGUGCUAAGUGUAAUGAGUUCACUUUUCCCAGUGUGCUCAAAGCUUGUACUCUUACCAAGGAUUUGAAAUUGGGAGUACAGCUUCAUGGGAUAGUGAUGGUUACAGGGUUUGAAUCCGAUGAUUUCGUUGCAAAUGCUUUGGUUGUUAUGUAUGCAAAGUGCGGGGAGUUUGGUAAUUCAAGGAAACUGUUUGAUUCAAUUCCGGAACCAAAUGUUGUAUCUUGGAACGCCUUGUUUUCUUGUUAUGUGCAGGGUGAUAUGUGUGAAGAGGCAGUUGAGUUGUUUCAGGAAAUGGUUUCAAGUGGAGUAAGACCUAAUGAGUAUAGUCUGUCUAGCAUGGUAAAUGCUUGCACAGGCAUGGGGGAUAGCGGACAAGGAAGGAAAAUUCAUGGGUAUUUGAUUAAGCUGGGGUAUGAUUCGGAUGCCUUCUCAUUGAACGCCCUCGUUGAUAUGCAUGCAAAAAUAGGAGAGCUUGAAGAUGCUGUUGCUAUUUUUGAGGAGAAUGCACAUCCUGAUAUUGUUUCUUGGAAUGCUGUUAUUGCUGGUUGUGUUCUAAAUGAAUUUCAUGAUUGUGCUUUGGAAUUUUUUGGGAAAAUGAAAAGGUCGGGGAUAUAUCCAAAUAUGUUUACUUUGUCAAGUUCUCUGAAAGCUUGUGCUGGAAUUGGACUCAAGGAAUUAGGUAGACAGUUGCACUCAGAUGUAAUAAAGAUGAAUGUGGAGUCAGAUUCUUUUGUGGUUGUUGGACUAAUAGAUACUUAUGCCAAGUGUGAUAUGAUGAAAGAUGCAAGAAUGGUUUUUGAUCUGAUGCCAGAGAAAGACAUGAUUGCAUGGAAUGCCAUGAUCUCUGGACAUUCACUAAAUGGAGAAGACAUGGAAGCCGUGUCGCUCUUUAGUCUGAUGUACGAUGAGGGAAUAGGAUUUAAUCAGACAACUUUAUCAACAGUCCUGAAAUCUAUAGCUAGUUUGCAGGCUAGCAACCCUUGUGAACAAAUUCAUGGACUGUCCGUAAAAUCAGGGUUUCCAUCGGACAAUUAUGUUGUAAACAGUCUUAUUGAUGCUUAUGGAAAAACUGGCCAGAUAGAAGAUGCAUCAAAACUAUUCAAAGAGUGUGCUAUUGCAGAUUUGGUGGCCUUCACAUCUAUGAUCACUGCCUAUGCUCAAUAUGGACAAGGUGAAGAAGCUCUAAAGCUCUAUUUGGAAAUGCAACAUAGAGAUAUAAAGCCAGAUCCAUUUGUUUGCAGUUCUCUCCUAAAUGCAUGUGCAAAUUUGUCAGCAUAUGAACAAGGGAAACAAGUUCAUGUUCACAUUUUGAAGUUUGGAUUCAUGUCAGAUAUCUUUGCUGGGAAUUCUCUUGUUAACAUGUAUGCAAAAUGUGGAAGCAUAGAUGAUGCUAAUCGUGCCUUCUUUGAGAUACCCGAGAGAGGAAUAGUCUCAUGGUCUGCGAUGAUUGGAGGACUAGCUCAACAUGGGCAUGGGAAAGAAGCGCUCCAAUUAUUCAAUCAGAUGCUUGACAAUAGGAUUUCUCCAAACCACAUAACUCUAGUUAGCGUCCUUUGUGCUUGCAAUCAUGCAGGCUUGAUAACUGAAGCGCAAGAGUAUUUUAAAUCAAUGAGAGCCUUAUUUGGAAUAGAGCCUGUGCAGGAGCAUUAUGCUUGCAUGAUUGAUCUCCUUGGCAGAGCUGGGCGAUUACAGGAAGCGAUGGAGCUAGUCAAUAACAUGCCAUUUCAAGCUAAUGCCUCAGUCUGGGGGGCACUUCUUGGCGCUGCAAGAAUCCAUAAAAACGUCGAGCUUGGCCAACUAGCUGCUGAGAUGCUUUUUGCUCUGGAACCAGAAAAAUCUGGUACUCAUGUCCUUCUAGCCAAUAUUUAUGCAUCAGCUGGCAUGUGGGACAGUGUAGCAACGAUGAGAAGGCUCAUGAAAGACAGCAAAGUAAAGAAAGAGCCUGGAAUGAGUUGGAUUGAGAUCAAAGACAAGGUGUACACUUUCAUUGUAGGAGACAGAAGUCAUGCUAGAAGCAAGGAAAUCUAUGCAAAGCUUGAUGAACUCAGUGACCUCUUGAACAAAGCUGGUUAUGUUCCAAUGGUAGAGACAGAUCUUCAUGAUGUGGAACAAAGAGAAAAAGAGCACCUUCUUUACCACCACAGUGAGAAACUUGCUGUGGCUUUUGGGUUGAUUGCAACUCCCCCAGGAGCUCCUAUCAGAGUGAAAAAGAAUCUCAGAAUCUGUGUGGACUGCCAUACAGCAUUCAAGUUCAUUUGUAAAAUUACCUCCAGGGAAAUUAUCGUGAGAGACAUCAACAGAUUCCACCAUUUUAGAGAUGGGUGUUGUUCCUGUGGAGAUUAUUGGUGAUAUUAAGUAGAGCUGAAGUUAGUGUAGGUGCUGUACUAACUGUAUACACACUUUGACCGAUCAGUUAUAAACCUGCUAAAGCCUCAAGAUCAACUUAUCGUGAACAUCUACAUUUUUUUCCAAUUCAGACAUUUUUUUUAAAAAGUUUUGUAAUCAUAUUUGAUGUAUUGAUUUAAAUCUGCUCUGGCAAUAAAAGAAGUUUUACCGUUGUAAGUGCA